AUGGCUGGUUUAGAUUACCUCUUGUUUGAAGAGGCCAUGGGUUACGCCGUCUUCAAGGUCAAGCUGGCCCAAGACGACGUCGGAUCCCGUCUCAAAGAGGUUCAAGAGGCCACCAAAGACCUGUCCAAGUUCUCCAAGAUUGUCGAGCUUGUAUCGUUUGCUCCUUUCAAGGGAGCUUCCCAGGCGCUUGAGAAUGCCAACGAAAUCAGUGAGGGUAUUGUUUCCGAGUUUUUGAAGGCUGUUUUGGAGAUGAACAUCCCAAAGGGUUCCGAGAAGAAGAAGAUCCAGCUCGGUAUCUCUGACCGUUUGCUUGGUCCUUCCAUCAAGGAAAUUUUCCCAUAUAUCGACUCGCAGUCCAAUGAGGUGGUGCAGGAUCUGCUGCGUGGUGUCAGAUUGCACGCCUACAAGCUGUUGAAGGAGCUUUCUGAGGGAGACCUCGAGAGAGCCCAGCUCGGUCUGUCUCACGCCUACUCCCGUGCCAAGGUUAAGUUCUCUGUUCAGAAGAACGACAAUCACAUCAUUCAGGCCAUUGCGCUUUUGGACCAGCUGGACAAGGAUAUCAACACCUUCGCCAUGAGAGUCAAGGAGUGGUACGGUUGGCACUUCCCAGAGCUGGCCAAGCUCACCCCGGACAACUACACAUACGCCUCUUUGGCCUUGCAAAUCAAGGACAAGUCUUCUCUGACUGACGAGAGCUUGCACGACAUCGCCGCGAUCGUCAACGAGGAUGCUGGUUUGGCACAGAAGAUCAUUGACACAGCCAUGAUCUCCAUGGGUCAGGACAUAUCCGAGCAGGACAUGGACAACGUUAUCACAUUUGCUGAGCGUACCGUCUCUAUAUCGGACUACCGUAAGGGUUUGUACAAGUACUUGACUGACAAGAUGCACACUGUUGCUCCUAACCUGACCGAGCUGAUUGGUGAGGUUGUUGGAGCCAGGUUAAUCUCGCAUGCGGGUUCUCUGACCAACCUGUCCAAGCAGGCCGCUUCUACUGUGCAAAUUCUCGGUGCCGAGAAGGCCCUUUUCAGAGCACUGAAAACCAAGGGUAAUACCCCAAAGUACGGUUUGAUCUACCAUUCCUCCUUUAUCGGUAAGGCCAGUGCCAAGAAUAAGGGUAGAAUUUCCAGAUACUUGGCCAACAAGUGCUCAAUAGCGUCCAGAAUCGACAACUAUUCCGACGAUCCAAACAACACGUUUGGUCUUAUCUUGAAGAAGCAGGUCGAGGAGAGAUUGAACUUUUACGACACCGGUGCUCCACCAAUGAAGAAUGCGGAUGCCAUCAAGGAAGCCAUUGCCUUGAAUGGAGCCAAUGCUGUUGCCGAUGACUCUGACUCCGACGAAGAUGUGAGCAUGGUUGAUGCUGACUCCAAGAAGGAGAAGAAGGAGAAGAAGGAAAAGAAAGACAAGAAGGAAAAGAAGGAAAAGAAAGACAAAAAGGAGAAGAAGGACAAGAAGGAGAAGAAGAGAUCUACAGACUCCGAGGAAAGUCCAAAGAAGAAGAAGUCCAAGAAGUCCAAGGAUUAA
Kuraishia capsulata CBS 1993 is the source of this 1524-nucleotide messenger RNA. RefSeq lists its product as uncharacterized. Gene Ontology annotation, cellular component: small-subunit processome; box C/D methylation guide snoRNP complex. The transcript has a single exon. Gene Ontology annotation, molecular function: snoRNA binding. NCBI's taxonomy places the organism in Eukaryota, Fungi, Ascomycota, Pichiomycetes, Pichiales, Pichiaceae. The record is from RefSeq and is a predicted model, not a curated record. Bases 1 to 1524 code for a protein of 507 amino acids.